GCUGCAGUACAACGACAUUCAUCCGUCCUCAUCUGGUGAGAUCGGCCAACGACUCUCUUCUUCAUUCAUUUUUAUACGAACUGAAAGUCCCCCUAAUAAUCAACCGCUUAUCAAUCCUAUGGUGGUGUUAGCCCUCAAGAAGGGUGACCUUACCCAUUUUCUUUACGAAGCAUCAUCCUCUAUUCAUAUAUCUUCUUUAGUUAGCGAAAUAUGCCAGAUAUAUAAUGGAAGGUUGAAGAUUCUUAGAAUUAUCGAUCAUAUAUCCGAAUUAUCGGCUCAUGGUUUAUCUUUACCUCCAGAGAUGCAGGGCUUAACGGAUGAACAAAUAUCAGAACUUAAACUUAUAGACGAAUGGGGCGAAAAGUGCAUACCUUCCGGGGGCUUUAUCUACAACAGAGACGAUCUAGGAAGAAGAAAUGGGAAAGCACCUAACAAAAACAUGGUGGAUGUUUUAAAACGAACACAAGAUGAGGCCAAGUCACUCAUCAGCAUGGACCUAGUAAAGAAAAGUAAACCUCUUAAGAUGGUCGAUAUAAAUGAAGCUAUUAUGAUGCUCAAUGGCGCACUUACGAUUGUUUAUCCAAUGGGCCUCCCACCACAUGAGCCAAUUCGUAUGGAGUUUGAUAAUAUAGAAGAUCUGAGCGGAACGCAGGCAAGUAUGGAAGUCAUUCCUCCCAAUGAGUGUACUUUAUGGUUUUGCGGCAAAGAAAUGCUCUCUGCGAAAUGCCUAUUCGAUUAU
Protopolystoma xenopodis is the source of this 739-nucleotide messenger RNA. The record is from the annotation of a GenBank genome assembly. Lineage: Eukaryota; Metazoa; Platyhelminthes; Monogenea; Polystomatidea; Polystomatidae.